AUGUUUCUCAAUAAGGCCGCAAAUCCAGGCUAUUUCACACACGGCCGCAAUCUCCUCGGCUCCAUCAACCGCGGCGUCAACCGAAGUGCCGCGCUACAGAGCUAUGGGAGACUGGCCGGCGAAGAAGCCCACAAGUCUCUACAACACUGGUCGCAGAUGCCAGACGUGGAGAUAUUCGAGAGCAUCUCCCGGUUUGUGCAUCGAGUCAUCGUCCGCUGCAUGAUGGGCGAAGAUUUCUACGACCACCAUGUGGAUGAGCUAUACGACCUCCUUCAACAGAUGGAGUCACUAGUAGGCCAUCCCUUCAAUUUACUGUUACCAUCCUGGGUUCCACACCUACCGGGGCGACAGUUGGCCCAAGCCCGAAAUCGGUUUGCUGAGAUCUUUCGUGAACGCCUGGCGGCUCGCCAGCUAGAAUCGGACGUUUGGCGCGACUCGUUGGAUUACAUCAACUACACGCUAAACGAUCCCCGAACUGCCCAGCUCGCAGAUUAUUACCCAUCCCACCAUGUGGUACUAAUGUUUGCGGCACACACCAGCACCGUCGCCAGCAUUGCCUGGACGAUUGUCGAGGUAAGCCUUUCCACGUGGCUGCUGCGGAAGUUGGACCUGACCUCCUCAUACAGUUGCUCCGCCAUCCCAUAUACCAAGAGGAAAUUCGAGAGUCUCUGGCCACCAUGUCGCCGGUACUCUGGGGUGCACAUGUUCCGCACAACUAAACAGCCCGUCAGCCUCGAAGGGAGCGACUAUACGGUCCCGGAGAAAUCGGUCGUUCUCAUCUCUCCCUACCUGACACACCAUGAUCCAGCCAUUUACCCGGAACCACACGAAUAUCAGCCACAUCGAUGGCUCCUCCCCGACGGCCGACUCAAUCCCUGGAAUGGCUCGAAGGAAGCGGCCUUCCUGCAGUUCGGCGCAGGAAACCAUCGUUGCCCGGGUGAAAACUUUGCCGCCAUCAUUGCGCGUGAGUUUCUCGCUGCGCUCCUGAUGAAGUACGAAAUUGAGUGGGGUCGUGACGGAGCACCCGCGGAUUUGUCGCGACUCGAUUUUACGAAGGUGGGAAGCCCUUGGCUGGAGGGAGAUGCUGCGGUGCGCAUUCGGCCGCGUGUGUUUGGGUCUUGA
Aspergillus oryzae RIB40 is the source of this 1122-nucleotide messenger RNA. RefSeq lists its product as uncharacterized. The record is from RefSeq and is a predicted model, not a curated record. The transcript is spliced from 2 exons. Gene Ontology annotation, molecular function: iron ion binding; oxidoreductase activity, acting on paired donors, with incorporation or reduction of molecular oxygen; heme binding. The coding region runs from base 1 to 1122 and encodes 373 amino acids. Lineage: Eukaryota; Fungi; Ascomycota; Eurotiomycetes; Eurotiales; Aspergillaceae.